Molecule: messenger RNA, 5503 nt
Organism: Seriola aureovittata
Lineage: Eukaryota; Metazoa; Chordata; Actinopteri; Carangiformes; Carangidae
Gene: ube2h
Product: ubiquitin-conjugating enzyme E2H (UBC8 homolog, yeast)
Exons: 7
Coding region: 214-765 (183 amino acids)
Biological process (GO): protein polyubiquitination; ubiquitin-dependent protein catabolic process
Cellular component (GO): nucleus
Molecular function (GO): ubiquitin conjugating enzyme activity
Source: RefSeq, a predicted model, not a curated record
GUCAGAACGCUGAGAGGCAGUGAACAGCAGACGUCUAACGUUAGCUCGGCUACUCAUUAGGACAGGGAGACAUUGAACUGUGAAGACGUUUUGCUGUGAACAUUUCUGAAAGCAAAUGUUAACUUUCGGAUAGUACCGUUUGCUAGGCUGUCUAGCGUUUCGGGGGCUAGCUUUCAGUUUACUCACUGGUGUUCUGCGGUGGAAAUAGCAAAAAUGUCGUCUCCAAGUCCGGGUAAAAGGCGAAUGGAUACCGAUGUGGUGAAACUCAUCGAGAGCAAGCAUGAAGUCACCAUCCUCAGUGGACUCAAUGAAUUUGUAGUGAAGUUUUUCGGACCACAGGGAACGCCGUACGAGGGAGGUGUGUGGAAGGUGCGAGUAGAUCUUCCUGACAAAUACCCUUUCAAAUCGCCAUCAAUAGGAUUCAUGAACAAGAUUUUUCAUCCCAACAUUGACGAAGCGUCAGGGACGGUGUGCUUAGAUGUCAUCAACCAGACAUGGACAGCCCUUUAUGAUCUGACCAACAUCUUUGAGUCGUUCCUGCCCCAGCUGCUCGCUUACCCAAACCCCAUCGACCCCCUGAAUGGAGAUGCAGCUGCCAUGUACCUUCACCGGCCAGAGGAGUACAAGCAGAAAAUCAAAGAGUACAUCCAGAAAUAUGCAACAGAGGAGGCUCUGAAGGAGCAAGAAGAGGGGGCAGGCGACUCUUCAUCUGAAAGCUCCAUGUCUGAUUUCUCAGAAGACGAGGCCCAGGACAUGGAGUUGUAGUGAUAGGAGGGCUCCCCCAUCCCGCGCCCUCCUUUAACCCCCACAGAGACUAUAUUUGAUUUCCUAACCAUGAGAAAGCAGACUUAUAAUAUUCAUAUUUAAACAAGUUGAUUUUUUUAUUAUUAUUAUUACUACUAAACAAGGAUUUUUAUGGAUAUCUAGCCUUUGGUGUGUUUGACAGACACCCUCCCAUUCUGUAGCUGUUUCUCCCUACGCAGAUUUCGCAAAUGCUUUCACAUUCUCUCCCUGUCAUCUCCACAUUUUUAAGAUGUGUUAUGUAGUCGUAGGCAGGAAAUCUCCCCGUGAACAUCUCAUUUCUGUACUCAGAUUUCACUUUUUAAAAUAGAACUUUCCAGUUUGACCUGAAUCCUAGUUUCCUCUCUUUUUCCACAAUGCUAAUUGAUUCUGACCAACAUUUCAUUAGUUGCUCCACUACAGAGCUGCUUAGGUCUCGCCUGCCUGGGUGUGCAGCGCUACAAUAUUAACCUGUAGUUAAGACAGUAUUUUUUAAAGCGCACAAUCGCACACACGAGGUGUCUUGGUACACCUUCCACAAACAUACAAAAUGUGUAGUGCCAAUACUAUAGACUCUCAUAAAUCAACCCUAAAGGCUGCCUAAGCAUAUCCUUUUCAACAUAUUGUUUGAGACAUGUCAGUAAAAUAAGAUGCCUUUCUUUUAUGGUUCAGUUCGGAUGCUACCUUGGCUGUUACUUCACUUUUUGUUACACUUUGUUGAUCUGCUGCAGCUGCCUGUCUACAUGUGCCGCUGUGCAGUGCAAAAUAAAUGCUUAACAAGGUCAGGUCUUGGAAAGCAAAUUAAUUAAUAACAUGUCUCAUUACAUUGCGAGUGACAGUGUGGUGACAAAGGCAUGUGGCGGGUGCUUUUAGCGUUGAUUGAUGGAACGCACACUAGCUGCAUAAACUGUACGGAAGAUUGGUGCACAAAGGCAAUAAAAAUUGCAGCGGCUCUUCUCUGAGGCGUUUGUGAAGAUUGUGGUCAGACUCACUUGGUAUUAUGGGAACUGAAGGUAGACCAGAGCUACCCUUUAACCAUCUGACCAUAUGAAUUUCAUAUUUCAUGCAGCUCGUACUAGUUUUCUGUUAAGAGGCACCUCAAACACACGAGCACCAAACAUUCUCUUUGCGCAGGAUACCGCUGUCUCUCAGUCAUCUGUACUCCUGCUUUUAAAACAAAUUUCUAUAAGUAUUAUUGGUAAAGAACAACUUUUCAGACAGAGAAAGAAUGUAAUUAGCACCUAUUCUGGUGAAUUUAGAAAACCAGCACCAAAGUCAGUUUUUAUUUAAGUGAAAGCAACAAAAAUGGUCAUAUGGUUACUGAGCGGAUCUGAGAAAAAAUGAAGAGUGAUUUAUUGAAGAUUCAGGUUCGUGUAGUAUCACUCCUCCUCACAUUCCACUGUUACCUGGAGUUUGCUCCAAUGCAUGCCCUUUACAUUGGUCUGACCUGUGGUAUGUACCCUGACUGCACCGAAUGGAAUCCCACACUUUAUGUCAGCCUUCCUGGAUCUCUGUUUGGAUCGCUAGUUUGAAGAAGAUUAUAAAAUAAGAGCCAAAUAAAUGAUGUUUAGGCUUGUGACAGUUUUCAUUUGAGGGGAAUUAAUUUAACGUUAAAUUUCAUAUGUACAGAUCUGACUUCUUAUCUAAAAAAAAAAAAAAAAAAAAAACUGAAAAAAACAUGUCAUACAUUCAUGGUUGAUUUGUUGUGGCGGGUCGAGAUGUAAUCCAUGAUGCGUGGAAAGAGAUUGCAAUCGCAGCUUUGAGUUUCGACUGUUUUUUUUUUCCUACUCUUAUUUUUUCUUGUACUCCUCACACUUUUCGCCCGAUAAGGGGGGGGGGGGGGCCCAACAUGUUUGGAUUUUUUUUUUUUUUUUUUUUAUGUACAGCAUCUACCUUGUACAGUGAUAAGACACCUCUCUGUAGCCUCAUGAAAACUCAGUGUUGAGCCCGAAACACUGACCGAGUGUUGCUUGUCGCGGCUGACAUGGCAGUCAAACUACCUAGAAAACCUUGAAAUGUAUUCACUUGGUAAAUUGCAGUAAGAAUCACUGGCUGCUUUUUGGUAGAUUGUGGAUCCCAAGUGGGAGAUUCAAGGCCGAGUCAUACUCCGGAGGUCACCUUAUUACCUCGGAUCGCAACUCCCUCUUCUGUGCCUCUCCUGUGACCUAGUGAAGAAGUCCCCAAAACCAUGUUUCCAAAAAGCCAUCAAGGUCAAAAAUAACUAGUGAAGCACAUUGUUUUUACAGUUUUUUUUUCUCCUCCUCCUGCAAUCUGUCCUGUGCAAAUUGUGAUUUGACAUCGAAAUUUUCACUCUGUUGCAGAUUAGGGGAAUUACCCAGGGCUGAGUGGCAUUGGGUGUAUUUGAGCUAAUGUAGGCUUGUUAGACUUUUAUGGCUCAGGUUUGAAAUACAUUUUGGUUGUAUCUUGCAUAGUGAUUAACAUUUUUCACCCAUAAGGUAUUGAAAGGAUGGAAAUCAUGCUAAUAUUUGUUGAACUGUGUUUUUGACAUGUCAGGAUAGUUAGUUUUACUGGGUGGUGACUUCAACUAAACAACAUAUGCUAUAUGGUUGUAUUACAGAUAGAGUUAGCUAGUUUGGUAUGCUUACCUGAUAAAGCAUUCAUUGCUCAUCUGACCUUUAGUUAGUGUCUGUUGUGUGGUUAUAUGUAAGAUACUCCAUAGACGUGCCUGCUUGUCCUCUUCUCGCAGAUUCAGAAUUGUACAGAUGAGUGUGAGUGAUUUCAAACUUGGGUGACAUUUAACCUGUAGUGAGCCUGAUAGAUCUAACUGUACAGAAAUCAAAAAUGUGGUCCAGCCCCUUUCGAGAUAUUGGAUUUUCUCCAAAAAACAUGAUUUAAAACCACAGCUCUGCUCCCAAAGUGAUCACCACAUUUGAAUGCAGAUUUAGAACAGAGAUACUUCCUCAGUUUCUUUUUAAUUUCCAGUAUUUAUCAGAAGAGUUUGACUGGUUAAAGUUAUAGGGUAAUAAUUUCUUUCAUCCAUCCGGGGGAAGUUUUGGACGUUAGCUUCUGGCAGGAUGCAGCCAUUUCAACUGUUGCCGGGCUGACUUUUUUUUUUUUCUUUUCUUUUUUUUUUUUUUUGGUGACAUUUAAAAUGUUUCAAGGCAGUAUAAAGCUAUGUGAAUGUUUAACGUGCUGAGAGUGUUUGUGGUGAGGUUUAGGAUCCACAUCCAUUCAAACAGAACAAACCGUUUAAGGCUGUAUGCAGAUUCACAGUUUCACAAUUGGCUCGUACUUUCUGUCUAAGCUGCCUAUCAAUGUGUAUUUAUUCUUUCAAGAAACCUUUUUUUGUUUUUAAUCUUGAUCAUUAAGUGCCACUGUUGUAAGUUAUGGUUCAGUUUAAAUAUCACACUGAUGAGAACUUGAAAUUUGAGUUUUUUGUUUUAAGAAAUUCAGAUUGGAAUUCUUAUUUUACUUUACAUUUGUGCAGUAUUCUACUUGAGUGCUGAAAAUACAGUAUAUCUGAGUUGAGAAUUGUAAUAAAAUAGCACAUUAUUAUGCAGUGGUGCAACAGGGAACUAAUGAUAUUUUGUCUUUUUCAGAAACAAGAUUCUUGUGUUGGAGUAAAAUCAUAGGUUUGGUUUUCAGCAUUAUUUGCAUCUGCUGGGCAAUAAAUUGAUGAUAUACUCAGCUGUGGCCUGGUGUUGCUCUCGUAAACAUGACAACCAUCUGAUCUCUUCAGUGGCCUCCCUGGUUCUUGUUUUAAUCCCUACACUUUUACUCAGUUUCAAGAAAUAAUUACUGUCUUUGUGUUUCAGGUUGUCUUUAACUCAAGAACUAAAGAAAAUGUUCUCAAACCCGUGAAUGAGUAUGCUUCCCACUGCAACCUGAAUUCUAAAUUGAUUUUGAAAACGCAUGGAAAAACAUGUUUAUUGUACUUUUAUUUAACUUCCUUUUGACUUUCUCCGCUCCACCUCUUCUGCUCUAAGACCACAGGCUUACUGAUAACAAUGUCUUAACUACCCACAGUUUUAAACAGUGACUGCAGAUAACUAGAUUUCACAUGGUGAAAUUGAUGGGGCCUCAAAAUUCUAACUGCAGACCUGCAGAGAAAGUCCAGUAUAGAGCCAUAGUUCUACAACCUUACUUACACACUCCCCCACACCCCGCCAGAUACAAGAAGGAUGAAGGGCCUGAGUUUACUGAAUGGACUGGUCUAUCAUUAAUCCAUAGACAGGACAUCCAGGGCCCAUUCUCCAUUUUAUCAGCACAGCUGCAGAGAGCCAGCAGCCUGAUCCUGUAAUAUCACCUCCCCUGUGUGUUGACUGUCUCCUCGUGCACUUGCAUGCUUCUGGUGUGGAGGCGAGGCUCGCUUUGGUGCACACCUCCCAUUCUGUCUUGUGCUUGUGUGGAUUUGUGCCCUGUGCUGGCCUACUGCUGCCAUCAGGGGAUUUAGCAGGCACAUACAGCAUGGAAAAUGGCAGAUUUUUUAUAAAAACUCUGUAUUUGGUACCUAGUGUGUGAUACUUGAGGGUUAAAAGUAAAAAGGUUUAUUUUUUGUUUUAAAAAGUCCAUCCUUGGUCUUAUUUUUAUCACCCUCUUUGCCCUCCUUCUCUUGUUUUUUUCUUUGCAUUGUGAAGUGGGCAUGCUUGUCAAAAAGACAAAUGCUCUCUAUUAAUAGGCUUAUAACCUCAUAAAUAGUUGUGUAUAAAAUAAACUGUUAUAACUUCUUUUUUAAUAAAACAUUCAAUGUGUAUAAAUGGUC